Molecule: messenger RNA, 642 nt
Organism: Parnassius apollo (apollo)
Lineage: Eukaryota; Metazoa; Arthropoda; Insecta; Lepidoptera; Papilionidae
Source: the annotation of a GenBank genome assembly
AUGAUUACGGAGAAACGACUGAGACAAGGAGUCACACCGUUUUUAUAUGAAAUAGCAGAUUGUUCUCUGGUACAGACACAAGUAAACAAAGAAAAUCAACCAUUAGAUUUAUCUGAUACGGUUCAGGGUGAUGAAGAUUUGAAUAUUUUAAUAAAAUCAAAUGAAAAAUAUGCAACUAGCGCAGUUUCUAAGCGAACCUGGGAAACUAUGUUAGACGUGCCAUCCUGCAGUUAUGAAUCUUGGCCGCUGCGUGAUGCUACUAAAGAAUAUAUAUAUAUAUUCCUUCUUUGUAAAAAACCACGGUAUUUACUUCGAGACAUUUUGGAAACGGAAAGGGAAAAUAUGAACAUCGAUGAUAUUAUAACAUCCGAAAUAAUCACGGACAAAAGCACUUCUCCCAUACAAAUCUAUUGCACUGAUAAAAGUGUGCAAGCGAGGAUUAAAUCAUCACGAGAAGAAGAGCUAAUGAUAAGAAACAAAUCAUUAGUUCAAAAAGUAUUUCAGCUCAACAAAACUGUUAAUAAUUUGAAAUCUUUAAUAAAAAUUGUAAAAUCAUAUACAGAGAACAGUGAGAUAGAAAAUAUUAUUUCAGGAAAUUUUGCUAAUAUAUGUAAAGAAUUAAAAAAAAACCACAAGGUGUGA